CUCUCUCUCAUUCCUCGACGAUUCUGCCUCUUUGUCGUGAUAUCUCCUCGACGGAAACGUGAAUCGGGCGAAAAGAUUCAAACUUUUCGAAAAUCUGAGACGGGAGAGAUCGAGGGCGGCGAUAGGUUCUGUGUAUCGGGUCAACUUCCUGUUUGGUUCACUUUGAAGAGUCGCGAUGAAGCUACAAAGGAGAGAGCUUCGGGUAGUGAAAGCGGGUUCGAUGGUGAUCCUGUUAAAGAGUUUGGUUUUCUUGUGAUUGGGAAAGAUUGGCUCUCUCUUGUUGCUGUCCAUAGUGAUCGUUGGUUGCUCUCUGUAGCUUCUCUCAUAUCUCUUUCACUGUGUAUUUUUCCAUUCAUGGAGCUUUAUGUCCAUAAUAAACGCAUGUUUUCAAUUUGCAGGAAACAGCUAUUCAGUCUCAUCAACGAUCUCUCGACUCUCUUUGAUGUAGUGACUGGUAGGAAACCCAUCAAAGACAGUAAGCCAAGCUCAGAUUCCGGAAGCAAAUCCAGCUGAUGGUGUCCCUUUUCACACGUCUUGCUUCAAGUGCCCUCACUGCAAAUCCAUCCUUGAAGUCAGUUUCUUUCUUCCCCCUUUCAUCACUCUCUGUCUAUGAAUAUGAAUGAAUGUUUGAUAAUAACUUGGAUUGUCUUCGUUGAUGUUUUCAUAUGUUUGUUCUUCUUUCUUCUUCUCAUGUUCUUCCUUCAUAUGUGUUCUUGUUUUUUUUUUUUUAAGAACCCUUAAAUAAGAGACUCCCAUUGGAGCACAAAAUUGUUGGUGUUUCUUAACUAAAUUUCUUAAAUAACAUUUAAUACUUAAAAAUGAUUAAGAGACCCAAAAUGGGUUUUUGGGUUAAUGAUGCUCUAAGUGUGUGUAUCUUCACUUAUAUUAACCAUAUACAUAUAAUUAUUUGAGAUAUUAUUUAAAGAAGAAACCCCAUCAUUGGUGAUCCAACUUGAAAAGAAAGAAAGUAAAAAAACUAAUUAGUACGAUUUCCUCCAAUUAUUGGGAUCAACUCUAUUUGCCAGUUUAACUAUAUGGUAGCUUCUACCUGUUUUUUUUAUAAAUAUGACUAUUAAUUUAUGUUUUUUAUAAGUGACCAAAAAUAUAUAGGACCAGACCCAGAUAUAUCAAAUCUUCCAAAAUUUAGUUUCUUUUUUUCCCCAAAAUCUGGUUUCACCUAACUGAACCUAAUAAACAAUACAUUUUGUAUGAAACAGACAGUUUAUUUUCUGAAAACCUUUUAUAAAAGAAACUCAGUAUAUUUGUAUUAAUAUGUACAUUACAUUUUGUAUUUAUAACUUCUUGUUUUCAGCGCAAGAAUCAUUCGAUGACGUGUUUUACAAAACUUUUCGUGAAAGAUCUAUUCAUCCCGAUAACGACGGGAAGCUAGAUAUAGGCACAUAGCAAACGAGAUACAUUGUAUCAUUAACCAAUAAGAAUGAGAAAUGUGAAAGACUCCAUAUAUUUAUAAAUAGAUGAUUUGGAUGUUGACAACAAAAAAUGAAUAAUAUGAUUAAAGGAAAUACAUACGAAAAGAAAAAGAGAGCAAACAUAGUUUGCUUUCUAUGGACAGCUAUCACUGAGUCACUAAACUACGCACACGAACAAUGGGGUUCAUGUGUUAUUCUCUGGCUCUGUGUCCCAGAUCAACAACUACUAUGAUAUUUCAUUUUGUUGAGACCAAUUAAAAUCUCCAAAUCCUAUAUAUGUGUAUAUAGAUUCCCAGUGUUUCAAAAAAAAAAAGUGUAUAUAUAUUCCCAGCAAUGGUUGAGACGAUCUAAAUUAUAUUAUAGUUAUAUGUAACAUAUUAAAUAUGUAACAUUUUUGUUUUGUCUUGUUAAUUUUUGGAGGUACUUGUACGACGUUAUUAGUCUUUCUUGAUGCUUAUACUGAUUUUGAAUGAUUCCUAUAUCCUAUUUCUUCGAUCAGUGCCAACUAACAAGCAUGUUCACUGUUUUAUGCUUAACUAACACCAUCCAUUUAGUAAUUGUUAAUUAAAAAGUAUUGGAUAUGCUUAAUGCAUAAAUAUUAAGUUUCAUAAUCUAUGUAUGCACACAUAUAUUCCCUAAUUACAGCUUAAAUCCCAUCAUGUCAAAGAAAAUGAGAUAUCACAAAGCUAUAGGGACCAAUUAAAGCUAACAAGCAUCUUAAAAAGGUAACGGGGACCAUUAGUUAGAUUCUCAUUAUUAGCUCAUUAAGUUUUGCAAUAAUUCAUGUUUCUAAGCAUAUACGUGUCACUUUAAUGGUCCCCUCCUCUCUUCAUUCUCUGUUUACUUCUCCCAUUUUGUAGGCUUAGAGGAAAUGUGUGUAGUAUACAUUGCUUUUAAGUUUAAAUUAAUUGGACGAUUAUGAUUUCAGAUCAUGUGAUCAAGUGAUCUUCGUCUGGGGAGCAAAUUUAGUUUCGUUCCAAUAAUUAUCCACUUUCAGGUUUUCUGUACUAUUUUUAUAAUCUUAUCGCAUUAUGAGAUAUUGGAGAAAGGAUACAACUGUAUAUUUGUAGAAGCCAAAGCUAGGGUUAUAGGGUUAGUUGCUUUUAGAUCUUUUAAAUUGUUCUAGUGGUUAUUGUUAUAUUAGCACUCAAGAUAUGUUCUUAGAUUCCAACUAACAAUUCUAAUAUAUAUAUAACAUAUAAUGGGGUAACUAACUAAUAUAUAUAUAUAUAUAUAUAUUAUUUCAUGUCUAUAUUAUAGAAGCAUGCCCGGCUCUGUGCAUGUGCUGAGAACAUAUUUUCGCAUGGCCCAUUACAAUUUUUUAAAAAUUGAAUCCCAAAUAAAGAUUCAAAAAAAUUUCACUUAAGGAAAAAUGUCCCAGUUUUUUUUUUUUUUUUAAAUGCUUCAAUUUUUCUUGGCACAUAACCUAAUUUACUAUUGAAAUGGGUCUGACCGGAAGCUGAGUGUAACCACCAAGGAAAACAAUAAAGAUACAAAAGAAGUUAGCAAUUAAAACUCGUUUACACAAUUUCUGCAUAUUUUAAUAUUUUUAUUACAAUUUCUUAGAAUAAUUAUAAAAAGAAAUUGAACAGAAAAUUUUACUACGUAAAAUUCACAGUAUUUAGAAUUUUAUCUGCGCACAAAUCUUGAAAAUAUAUUUACUUAUAUCAUGUAUUAAUUUGUAGAAAUCUUAUUUUAUGAAAACUGGAUCUCAUACUUUCAGUAUAGAACUCUUUGGUCAAUCACUGAACUGAUAAAACUUGCACAACAUACUUUAUUUUAUACAUUUUUAUUUUUAAAAGUAAAAUUUCUUUGAUACGUCGGUGAUGAUUGGUUGGGCUUUGAUGAUUGGUUGGACUUUAACUUAAGACUUUAGCUUUAUUUAUUUUUAAACCACUAAUCCUAACCAAUAAUGAUGUAGCUUUAAUUUUAAAGUUAAACUUUGCUACAACAUCUACAGCCUUCUUUUUUUGUUUGUUCAUGUUUUAUUUUUUUUAUUAAAACAACUUUUAAAGUGCUUUAGGAAUUGUAGUAUUUUUUUACAGCAAAAAAAUAUAAAGCUACAACAAUAAAAACUACAAACUAACCUAAAUUCUACAGCUACAUUCCUAUAUUUACAUUUCAACCAAUCAUUACAAGCCAAAUUAAUUAUCGGGUCUUGUGCAUAAUCCAAUGGGCCCAACAAAGUAAUCAAUAUUGGUAUAUAAAUCGGCCUUUUGAACAACACUGGGUAGUGUAUUCUAAUGCGGCCGUGUUGUUCGAGACAAUGGGCCUUAUAGUCCAUAAUGAGUGUAGCCCAAAAGAGAAUUCGAAGAAACGGAUAGGUUCCAGUUUUUGUUUAUUUGUGUGGUUUAAGCAAAUUUUAAUAAGAUUUCUUCUUCUUUUUUGCAGUGAGUAAGAAUUGUGUUAGACAUAAAAGAGUUUCUAUUUGUUUCUUUGACAUUUUAUGUGUCUGAAACACACGUAAGAAAACUGCUGUAUGUAUAUUUUACGACCAUUUUGGUGAUUUUCUUUUACAAAACGGAAACAAUUUUAACAUGUUAAGCUUAAAACAAUAAGUAAUGUUGGCGUGUUUUAGAUUUUUUUAUAAGUAUGAUAUUUACAACUGAAAUGAAGCAAAUGAUCAAUGAAUUGUGUGUACUAGAAGUCUAGGCUCAAUAUGGUUGAUCUUGGUGCCACUAAUAUAAAGCUGGUAGGUUUCCAAAAAUGUUGAUCAAAAUUUAUGGUUUCUCUUGAUAGAAUCAAGGGGAUAAGCUAUCAUAUUUCUAUAAGCAAAAAGGAUGAUAAUGUGACGGAGCUAACACGAAUUUACAGCAUAUUCUUGUUUUUUAUACCAACAAAUCCUAAACUCCAGACAUACAUAUGUAUAUAAUAAUGUUAUUACACGUAAUAAACACUCAUCGCAAAAUCCAAACUCCCUUAUGUACUCUAUCCAACUCCAAAGCCUAAGACCAUGCGCAGUAGGGGUUUUAGUUAGGUUCAUGGGCUCGAGUUCUAAGGGACCGAUGAAUAAAAGAAAAUAAAAAAUGGGUUCGUUUUGAUGAACCGGGCCUUGCGAGUGAUACCGUAUGAAGCGGGUUCAAGCCACGCGUCGGGUGUUGAUUUGCUGAACGAAAGCGCGUAGAGGAGGAGGAAAGUUGGGGUUCGACGUGUAUCGCCUCAUUUGUUCUUCUCCACCAAAAAGCUAGGGUUUUUUUCUGAGAGGCGAUAUUUCGUGCGACUUCGUCUCCCGGAGGUUUUCUCGUUCUAAUCGACGACGGAGUGUCUUCUCCACUUGCUCAGAUGGAAACUCCCCGAGAACCUCAUUUCUUCAAGCCUCUUCUUCCUGGUUUUCAAAGUGGCGUCGCAAUACCACUUGACUUCUACUCAAAACACAUACAAGGGGCUGAGAUCAAUAAACCGUGGAAGCUAAGAGCGGACGCUUCAGAUCAAAUUUGGGAGGUGAUCCGAGAAGGCAGGACACUCACCAAAGGUUGGAAAGAGUUCACCGAAGCACAUGAUCUUCGAAUCGGUGACAUUGUCAUCUUCAAACACGAAGGAGACAUGGUCUUUCAUGUGACUCCUUUUGGUCCUAGCUGUUGUGAGAUUCAGUAUACACAUCCUCACGCGGAUGAUGCUCCUACUUUCUCAUACGACUACUGCUUCUUGGCUGAGGUUACUCCUACAAAUCAAAAGGACGACAAAAUGUUUCUUCCUGUGGAAGCUAUGAGGUGUGGUGCUUUGAACCAACAAUGCAAAGAGGUCAAACUUGUCAACAAGGAGGGAAAGUCAUGGACUGCGCGCUUCGGAUUUAGCGAAUCAGACGGCGCAUAUUACAUCAGCAGAGGGUGGAGAAAGUUCUGUCGUGAUAACAGAUGCACCAACGGAGAUUUGUUUGUGUUCAACGUGGUUGGAGACGGGACGACAACUCCAUUACUGUGUGUAUGUCCGGAAAGGAAGGAGUGUACUGAACUACUGAUCAAGCACUUCAGCAGAAUCGAUGGUAGCAUUGCUUCUACCUCACGAAAUUAGAUGGCUCUUUUGCGGUCUUUCCUCUCUAUCAUCUUAACUUGUUUCUUUUUGUUUCAUUAGCAACUUAUCAACUUAUGUAUUUCGGUUUGUAAAACUUGAAUGGUUUUUCUAUGUGAACUUUUAUCCUAAGUUAAACAUUCUCGAACUUAA
Molecule: messenger RNA, 5591 nt
Organism: Brassica napus (rape)
Lineage: Eukaryota; Viridiplantae; Streptophyta; Magnoliopsida; Brassicales; Brassicaceae
Product: B3 domain-containing protein REM9-like
Exons: 5
Coding region: 4713-5441 (242 amino acids)
Molecular function (GO): DNA binding
Source: RefSeq, a predicted model, not a curated record